AAAGUGGAAAGCAAAGCAGUUAAGCAGCAGCAGCAGCAACAGGAGGAGUUCAUCUCUCUCUCCCCUUUUCUCCCUCUCUCUCUCUUUUUUCUUUUUUCUCAGUCGACGACUAUCUUUGUCUGCAGGGCUGAGACUGAAAACUUAAUUGGAUCCCUGCAGGCGCUCCUUUUCCCUUUUAAAACUCGGAUUUUCUCGCCGUCUCCUUCUACACCUGCCUUGCCAAGCUGCAGCGCUCCUGAUUGGGCGCGGCUGGGCUCCGUGCCCAAAUCUCUGUUUUGACUUGCCUGGGAAACUUGAGCAAAAAGGCACAAAAGGACGGAGGACCGUAUAGUAACAUCCCUGCGCGUCCGUCAGCUUCGCGCAGAUUGUUCCUGCAGUCGGUGCGUCCAGAGAGGAGUUUGACUGAUAACUUGUUCGAGGUUGGCUGAAGGGCCAAACAGCUGACAGUGAAAUCCACGUGACUGUGGCCAAUAUUUUAUCAUCGUCUCAGCAGAUAAGAUGGGAUGGACGAGUUAACAAGGCAGAUGGACAUCUCGGGAGAAAAGGUUGUGACAGAAACCAUAACCUCCACAACCAGGCUGACUUCCCUCCCACCCAAGGGAACCAGCGGAUCAAAUCACAGGAAUAUGUCCAGCGGUGUCGGAGGGCUGGGCUUGGAGAAAAAUGUCUUUACCCAGAGCAGCAACGGAACCUACUUCUCUUCAACCUCCGUAGGCGUGAACACCGGUAGCUACAGCUCCUCCUCGGGUAUCUACAUCGGAGGAGACUCCUCAGGUGGAGGCGAAGGAGGGAGCUACAUCGAUGGAGAAGAGUACGGGAGUGGAGGAGGAGGAGCGGGGAGCUGCGAGAGCACCAGCUACCUUUUGGGCUCAGGAGGAGGAGGAGGAGGAGGUGGAGGAGGUGGUGGGAGCAGCAGUUAUCUUGUGAGCUCUGUAGGAGGAGGAGGAGGAGGAGGCGGGGGGAGCAGCAGCAGCAGUUAUCACGUGAGCUCUGUGUCAAAGGUCAGGUCCAGCUCGUCCGGGGGUACCAGGAGAACCCAGACUGCUGGCUCAUCAGGAGGACUGUCGCCAGGUUUCCGAGAGAGGAAGAUCAUAUCCAGCCGCUCAGGAGGUUAUGACGGAAGUUCCAGCGCUAACUCCUCUCCAGAACUAACACGCAAAGACUAUGGAAACUAUUGCUCCAGUGCCACACGAGGGAGGAGCGAAAGCAGAGAGAGCGAGAUCCGAGCCAGGCUCCAAAGUGCCUCCCCCUCUGCCUCCAGAUGGGCAGAGCUGGAGGACGUGAAGAAGCUGCUGAAGGGACGCUCCAGCAGCGUCAGCCCGACCCGCUCCUCCAGCGCCUCCAUCACCCUGCCCGUUCCCAAAAAGUCAGGCGUGGAGGCCAAAACCGUCUCAGUGGCCACUCAGUCAGUUGCAACUUCAUUUGGCCCUGGUGUGAGAUCAAACGGGUUCAACACCAUCGACCUGUCGGGCCUGUAUGAAACCACCCUGACUUCUGCGCACAUUGAUACCGGCUCCAAAACGAGCCAGUAUGAUAUCAGCCUGCAAUCAGGCCAGUAUAAUACUGGCACGAGGUCGGGACAAUAUGAUAUGAGUCUCAAAUCAGGGCAGUAUGAUACUGGCAUCAAAUCAAGCCAGUACGAUAUGAGUCUGAAGUCAGGUCACUAUGAUACUGGUGUGAAGUCAGUCCAGUAUGACACCGGCCUGAGAUCAGGUCAGUAUGACACGCUGGACUCCACACUCCCCACCUUCUCAUGGUCCACCUCCACGCUGCCGUCUGCCUCCGCCACGGUCAUCGCUGGCAACACCAGCAGCUACGCCUACCAGUCCGGACAGUCCGGACAGGUCGGCCAGAUCAGCACCAACAACAUGUCGGGGGGCGCCUCGCCGCUCGGCACCACCCUGCCGUCAUCCCUGUCAGUUUACGGCUUUCAGAAUAACCUGGCCCCCACCUCUGGCAGCGUGCUCACCACCAGCGGAGCCAAUGUGAACGCCAACGUUGGAGGAUACGGCGUUCAGAAGAACGUGUCAAACGGCGUCGGCGUCAUCAGCACCGGAGUCUCAACAACCAGCAGAUCCCAAACUGAUGAUUCCUAUAAGAAAGACUACAAGUUCAUGGCGUCCGAUAAAGAGAACUUUUCAGGCAAGAGGGACGCAGAAAUGCUCAUCCUGACCAAAGACAGCGGCAAGCACUUCACCAGCGGCAGCGCUCACGUGGGAGGAGGGUCGCUGUCGGGAGAUUCAAUAAAGAAGGAGAAGUUUAUUUCCAGCUUCAGCGACACAGUUCCACUGAAGACAGAGAGCGGCAACUCUUACUAUGGAUCCUCUGGAGUUGUGAUGAAAGACAAGUCUACCUAUGCAGAGAUCCACAGGGACAGUGGCAUCUUCGGAGGCGGAGGAUUCUGCUGCUGCUCCGACGCUUGUUGCUCCUGGUGGAAGUGGCUCCUCGGCCUCCUGCUCCUCUCCCUGCUCCUCCUGGGACUCCUGUUUGGCCUCAUCGCUCUGGCUGAGGACGUGAGAAAGCUGAAGAGUCGAGUGGCAAAGCUGGAGAGCCCGUACUCUGCCAGCGCUUUCAAGCACUCCGGUGACCGCAAUGACAUCAACUACAUAAACGGCAAAGGGGGAGCUGGCGAUGGCAGCACGGUGCUCGCUGGAGGUGGAGGAACAGGCUCGGUUGGGGUUGUUGGCGUUGGUGGCGGCGGUGGCUCCACGGGUGGCGGCAAUGAAGUAGCCAGUGCUGCUGGUACCAGUGGUGGAGGAGGUGGUUCCACCUCUACUGGUACCGGACAAGGUGGAGGAGUCGGUACCGGACUAGGUGGAGGAGUCGGUACCGGACUAGGUGGAGGUGGUGGUGAUACCGGACACGGUGGAGGACUCGGAAUGGGACAGAGUGGAAGUGUUGUUACUAGCGCCAGUGGGACGGGAUACAUAGAUGCCACAACUCUUCACAUGACCGUCCAGAACAUGUUAAGAACUGAAAUGCAGUCACAGUCAUUUAGAGCUUUCCUAGCCUCCUCGGUGCAGGGCGAGAGAGGAUUACCUGGACCUAAAGGGGACACUGGAUCUAAAGGAGAUUCUGGCUUCCCUGGUAUUCCAGGUCCUCCAGGUGCCAUGGGUCAUGCGGGCCCAGAGGGUCAAAAAGGACAGAAGGGAAGCCAAGGUGACCACGGAGCAGAGGGGCCACCGGGUAUCAGAGGUCGUGAGGGCCUCCCCGGCCCCAGAGGGGAUCCAGGACCUUCAGGUUUUGGACAGAAAGGUGACAAAGGUGCUCAUGGAGAUCCUGGGGUUCCUGGAUCCGUGGGACCCGUCGGUGCUCCCGGACAGAAAGGUGCACAAGGGCUCCCCGGACUUUCUGGGCCUCCAGGUCAGCCAGGCUCUCAGGGUUUCCGUGGCGAGGCAGGACCACCUGGGCCUAAAGGUGACAGAGGAGACACUGGAUUUCAAGGACUCAAAGGUGAAUCUGGUGAUAAAGGUCUCAGAGGUCUUCAAGGUGAACCCGGAUUACCAGGUCUGCCUGGGCUCAACGGAGAGAAAGGCUCCAAAGGAUCAAUGGGACUUUCUGGACCAGAUGGCGCAAAAGGAUCAAGGGGUGAACAAGGACCUGCCGGACCACCUGGACUCAGAGGUCCUGCCGGGCCUCCUGGGGAUGCUGGACUUCCAGGAACACCAGGGCUUCAAGGACCACCAGGGAUACCAGGGAAUCCAGGACGACCUGGAGCCAAAGGUGAUGUCGGUGAGGCAGGACGAAUUAUCAAUGCAGCUGGUUCCACUUCUAUUGGAAUCCCAGGACCACCUGGGCCUGCUGGUCCUCCCGGCCCUGCAGGACCUCCAGGAUUAUCAGGUCCCAUUGGUCCUGCUGGUCUGCCUGGCCAAUCUGGUCCUAAAGGUGACAGAGGAUUGAAGGGUGACCAGGGAGAACCAGGAAUCACAGUGAGAACCACUGAGAGUGUAUCGUCCACAAGAACAGGCAGUCAGUUUGGUGCGCACGGAGCCUCAGUUAUUUCUGGUCCACCUGGUCCACCGGGUCCACCUGGAGUUCCUGGACGUCCAGGAGAUUCAAGACAAGGACCUCCAGGACCACCUGGGCCUCCAGGCCAGCCAGGUUAUGGAAGACAAGGACCUAAAGGAGAUAAAGGAGACUCUGGCUUUGGAUCCAGCUCUGGAACAUUUUACCCUGGACCUCCAGGACCGCCUGGACCUUCUGGGCCUAAAGGAGCAACAGGUUCUCCUGGUCCAAGAGGAUACCAGGGUGAACCAGGCCAGCCCGGUGCACCAGGAAGACCAGGGAGCUCUGAGAGAGUGUCUUACAGUGGAGGAGUUGGGGUCGUUGGUCCACCAGGUCCACCAGGGCCUCCUGGAUAUCCAGGACCACCAGGAGUCAAAGGGGACACGGGAGCUCCUGGUGCCCCAGGCAUUUCAAGAGGCUCAGUCUCAGUCACCUCAGGUCCUCCUGGUCCCCCUGGUCUUCCUGGCCCUCCUGGGCAGCCGGGCUCAUUCAGUUCUUCUAGUGAGAUGCGGCAGUACAUCACUGAGUAUAUGAACAGAGUCAGACAAGGGCCUCCAGGUCCACCUGGGCCACCAGGAAUCCCAGGAACCUUCUCAGGCUCCAUGGAGGACAUCUCUGCUCGUAUCAUUGCCUACAUGCAGCGCUCAGAUUCAGGCAUCAACUUUGGUGUUCGGGGUCCUCCAGGACCACCAGGUCCUCCUGGCUCUGGAUCCCUGACUGUCAAUGCUCUCAUCACCAUGCUUCAGAGAGAUGAUGUGAGGAGAUAUAUGUCAGGACCACCAGGUCCACAAGGGCCGCCGGGCCCACCCGGGACAUCAGGACUUUCAGGCACUUACAGAAUAGAAGAGAUCGCCACUUAUGUCUUCAAUAUCAUGAAUGAACGAGGGAUUGCUAGAGGUCCCCCUGGGCAGCGUGGUCCUCCUGGGCUUCCUGGUCCUCCUGGCGCUGGAUCUGCAUCCGGCUUUUCUACGGCAACAAUUGACUAUUCUGCACUAAUGAGAAAUUCAGAAUUCCGCUCCUGGUUAAGUUCUGCAGUACAGCACGGUCCUCCUGGUCCUCCUGGUAUCCCAGGGCAACCUGGCCCUCCUGGUCCACAGGGGCCCCCAGGAGCCUCCUCUGCCACGGUGUUUGGAGCAGGAGGUCGUGGCUACAGCUUGGAGGACAUUCAGCGUUACCUUCAGGGUUCUGGCUUCAGAGGACUCCCCGGUCCUCCUGGUCCACCGGGCCCACAGGGUCCACCUGGCAGUUACUCUGGAUCAGUCUCCUACAGUGGAAACUUCCCUCGUGAGAGCAUCCGUGCUGAAGUUCAGCAGUAUAUGUCCAGUGACAGUGUUCGUCGUGCCAUUGUCGGACCUCCGGGGCCUCCAGGUCCGAGGGGUGAGAAGGGUGAACGUGGAGAGCCGGGUUACAUCCAGGGCUACGUACAGAGCCAGAGCUUGUCUCAGGGAAGCUCCGGCCAUGGGUCUGAGGGCAGAGGGCAGAUUGACGUCAGCAAGAUGACAGAGACACUUGACUACUCCAGCGUCGCCAUGAAAGUUUCAGACUACAUCAAGAAUCAAGGCCUGCUGCGGGACUACCUGGGUCAGAGUUCUUGGAGCGCCAGCGUACGAGCCGUUCAAGGCCCCCCUGGUCUGCCUGGGCCUCCCGGACCCCCCGGUAUCAGUCGCGUCUUCGCGUCCUACGGCAACAUCACAGCAGACCUCAUGGACUUCUUCAGGACGUACGGCACCAUCCCUGGUCCUCCUGGAAUCUCUGGACCAAAGGGAGAGAGAGGGUACCCAGGACCCAAAGGAGACAAGGGUGAUCCUGGACGUCCAGGUUUGCCGGGAAUACCAGGAACAUACCAACUCCAUAUUCCACACAAAGUGCAGAAGAGGGAAGCGGGCAGUAAACUGGCCGCCCGUCGUCAUCGCCGUCAAGCGGGCAGCGGCUAAUCAUACUACUGGAUCGUGUCAGAUUUCACUUGUAGUUGUCUUUUUUUAUUUUUACUUUUUAGGUCUUCAACUGUACCAAUGCAAGUAGUCAAAAGUGCUCUUUAUUGUUGCCAUUUUCUGGGAAAGUCAGAAAAUAAAAGCAGCCACAAAAACGCACCAGUCUGCUUCAAACUGCUUGAGUAGAGGAAGGGAUUUACCGCUGGUCAGUGUUAUUGUGACACCGACUUUUUUUUUUUCUUAUUUUGGAAUUUUUUUUUAUUUUGGGUGUAUAUUGUUUACUUUGCUUAUUUAGACGCUCGCAUUCUUUGUUAUUUUUUUCCAGGGGCAGCUUUGUUUAAGAGGAUAUAUAUAUUUUAAGCAAUAACAAGCAAUCUCUGGUAUUUUAAAGAGCACUUUGCAUCCUUUUUAUUUCCACUCGUGUCUGGUGUACUUUUUUUGUAUUUGUUGAGGAUUAUACUGUAUCGAGGACUAUGCAAGUGUUAUAUGUGUCUAUUAUCCAUUAAACCCACAGAAAGAACAAAACGAUUUAGUCUUUAAAUACAUAAAACUAUGCUUCAUUUAUCUGACAGUCUCAGCUAGAGGGAGGGAUAUUUUCAGAUGAGGGUUACAGGCAGCGUUACUACAGAGGCGACUGAUUGUUAAUUGAGAGGUUUGUUGGUGAAAAGAGACGUUUGUUUGCAUGGAUGACAGAGUCGGAUGAUCGAUAAGAAGUGACUGAUCGGAUUCUGUAUUUUUGUGUAAAAGCGCACUGAAUUUGAUAUAUUUGCUUUGAAUUGUUUUUAAUUAAAUUAUAAAAUGUUCCCAGGUUAUGUUUGACAUGACUGAACCUAUUGACAUCUGAUCAAUAACUGAGGAAAUAAAUCUAUUUUUGGACUUGUGA
This is a messenger RNA of Mugil cephalus (flathead mullet), 6819 nucleotides long. It is a transcript of the gene col17a1b, whose product is annotated as collagen, type XVII, alpha 1b. The record is from RefSeq and is a predicted model, not a curated record. The coding region runs from base 504 to 5939 and encodes 1811 amino acids. Lineage: Eukaryota; Metazoa; Chordata; Actinopteri; Mugiliformes; Mugilidae. The transcript is spliced from 56 exons.